Molecule: messenger RNA, 2674 nt
Organism: Paramecium primaurelia
Lineage: Eukaryota; Ciliophora; Oligohymenophorea; Peniculida; Parameciidae
Source: the annotation of a GenBank genome assembly
AUGAGUUAAUUCUCACCUAGGCUAACUAAAGUGUCAACUAAAACAGGAUUCAUUGGUACUUUUGAAGCUGAAUUAUUUGCUUAACAAUAAAACACUCAAUUAAGAGCUUAAAGAAUGCAAUAGGUACAAUAUAAAUAUAUAAUAGAUUCGUAAAUAAGAAACAGACUUAACCAAAAAGAAAAUACAAUAAUAAUAAUAGAUAUAAUAAAAAUAAUAAGAGGAAGAAAUGAAGAAAUAAAAAUAUUAAGAAUAUUUAUAAAAGAAGGCUUAGAUUGAAUAAUUAGAGUAAGCACGUUAAUAAACGAUACUUGAAUAAUAACGAUAAGCAAGAGAAGCUGAAGAAUAUAGAUAAAGAGAAUAUGAAUUAUAGUAGGAAAAGUUAAAAAUGUAAGCUUACUAUGAAGAAUAAGCAUAAAAAAGAUAUCAAGAAGCUUAAGAAUGGAAAAAAUAAUCAUUUUUGGAAACAUCAUAAGGAAAGGCACUUUAAAUAUAGAAUUAAAGAAAAGAAGCAUCAAUUAUUGAAAAAUAAAAAGAAGCUUAAUCUGUAGCUAUAUAUAAAGAAACAUCAAAAAAUAAAACAUAAUCUACAUUUACAUAAGAUCUUGAAAGUUAUGAAAAAUUUGAUAAAAAUAUAUCACGUAGAUAAAUUUUAAAGCCUGAAGAUUUUGCUAAUACAUGUUUUCAUAAUCCUUAAGUAGUUAAACAUGAUAUAGAUUUAGAAAAAGAAAAUGCAAUGGAAAAAGCAAAUUAAACAAUGAUAGAAACAUAAGCUAUGCUUUUAGAAUAAGCUAGAUAGAAAAGAGAAUAAGAAAGAGCAUAAAAAUAAAGAAGUUAAAAGGCAUUAUCUAAAGAGAGAUAAAUAAAAGUUUUAGAAUAAUUAGAAUAAGAAACUAAAUUCAUAAAAAAAUAAGAAAUUAUUUAAUUAUAAAAAACUAAACCUCCAACUAGAAAACCUAAAUCUGAGAAAAAUCAUUAAAAACUAUUAUCAACAGAAUUUGAUAAAAUGUUUAAUUGUAAUAAUUCUUCAAUAGAAGUCAGAGAUCAUAGAGUAAGAUCAAAUUCACCUAAAAAAUCAUUAACAACAAAAAAUAAAGAAAAAUAAAGACCAAAAUCUGUUAAGAUCUUUACUAAAGCUCCUUUAGAUACAAAUCUUUUAAAUGAUCCAUAAAAAGAAUCAUUAGUUAAAGAAGAUUAUACAAAAUAUGCUAUAGGAUCAGAAGAUUAAAGUACUUCUCAAAAAAAGAAAGUUUAAUUUAGUGAUAUGAAGAAUGAAUCACCUUAAAGUUUUUAGAAUAAAGAAAUUGAAUAAACUCUAAAAAUAUCAAAUUCAAAAUCACCUUAUUAACAUCAUUUUAAUAAUGAGCUUGUACAUUCAAAUGAGAAUAGUGAAGAAGAAGAAGAAUAAAAUAAUUAAGAAGAAUAAAUAAAUGAAACAGAUUAAGAAGAUUAAAAUGAAGAAUAAUAAAGUGAUGUUGAUUCUCCACCUUAAUUAAAAUCUAAUUAGAUAUAAGAUAUAAGAUUAUAUAUUAAAGAAUAAGAAUAAUAUUUAUAAAAAUUAGAAUAAUAAAGAAUAAAUACAAAAAUGAAAAUUAAAGAAGAAGAAUCAAAUUUAGUUUAAUCAUUUAAAAAUACAAGAAAAUAAUAAUUUUCUAAAUAACCAAUCCCAGAAGAAUCAGAAGAUGAAUCAUCUUAUUAAUAAUCACCAUCUUAAAUGAAUCAAGAAGAAAGUGAUAGAUAAUAAUAAUCUUUUUAAUAAUAAUCUUAAUUCUAAAAUUAAGAUUAAACUAGUCCAGAAACAUAAAAUUUAUAAAAAAGUUCUUAUUUUGAAACUAUUGAUAAUUUUGAUACUUAAGAUAUAAUGGAAUAGUUUUUAAAACCAAAAAAAACUACAAAUAAUUAAAAUAAAUAAUUAUCAUUAUUUGCUGAUCCUUAAUCCUCAUAAAAAUAGACUAUUUCAAGUUAAUAGAAAUAAUCUUAGUUUGUUACUUUAUAAUAAAUGAAUUCACCUAAUUCUGAAUUAAAUUAUUCCUUAAGUGAAGUUAAGAAUGUCACUUCUCCAAUUAAAAAAUAUGAAUUUUAAUAAACUUCACCUCCUCUUCCAUAAUAAAAUGAAUCUUCAUUAAAAAAAGACUCUAUUGAUUCUGAAUAAAUGAAAUAUUCACUCUAAUAAUCAUCAGAAUAAUUAUAGGAUUUGGUUUAAUAAGAAUAUGAAGAAACAUUAGGAGAAAUAUUUUAAAAGAGAAAAGCUAUGUUAGCUAAGAAAUUUGAAAAUAGAUAAGAUUCAAAAACAAUUGAGAAAGGAGGAAAAUCUAAAGAAGAAUUAAUAUAAAUUAGAAAGGAAAUGCUUAAAAGUAAGAGAUAAGUAGAAAAAGAAAAAUAAAUAUAAGAAGAAUCAUAAUAGGAACCAUCAGAAUAAGAAUUAAGACCUAUUGAAUAAUAAGAAGAUAAAAGAGCAUCAUUAAUGAAAAGAUUAGCUAUGGGAGAAAAAGUAAAAGUAGAUAAGAAAGAAAUGAAAGAGUUAACAAAUAAAAAUUAUGAAUUAUUACCUGAAGUAAAGAAAAAAAAGGAUGAAUAAGAAAAAAAUGAGAAUAUUAAAUCAAGAAAAUAAAAAGUUAAAGAAAUGGAUUAGAAACUUAGGGAAACUAUGAAAUAAAAAAGAUAAUAAUGUUCUUGA